CACUGAUAACAGCGACUCGACUGACAAACCUGAUUCAUUUAAUACAGACAAUUUGGGAAGAGUUCAUACAGAAAACAGUGACAGUAACCAAUCAGAGAUGGAGCUCCUGACAUCUGCCUUCGUCAUCGUCCUCCUCACAACAGCCUCGGCUAAGCCAAUUGGCUUGUCCAGGCAUGACGCUGACAUCCCCGACACGGAUGUGCCUUUGGAGUUGUUUGAUAUGAAUGCGCGGCAUUCAUCGGAGUCCUGGGAGUCUGACGAAUCCACGGAUUCUUCAAGAUCACACCUGACCUUCCUGGAUUUGACGAGAUCUGACGAAUCUUCGGAAAGCCAUUCCUCAGAAAGCAGCUCCUCGGAAAGCAGCUCCUCGGAGGAUUCCUCAGAGGAACGCUUCGUCACCGUUCCGCCCACGACGGCCGGACCCGCCACCGCCAUGACGACCGAACGCAGGGGAGACGCCUUGAGCACGAAUGGGCCAAUCGUGAUUGACGUGACGCCCCCAGCACCAACGCCCCCAGCUGCCACGCCCGCUGUCGGCACGACGCCCGGUGCCACCACCCCUGAGAUUCAAACAGCAGCUCCCAUCACAGGAAACAGAGGAGACAUCUAAUCAACCAACACUGCUGCUCGUUUUCACACACCGGGGUUUUAGCUACACACACAUUUCAUCCCAGUUACUCUAUAGUCUGAUUUCAGCUGCAAAGAAGGAACUCCAGUCAAAUUAUACAUACAAAAUAUAAAUCACAAGGACUUUUUUAUAUUUGUGACUGUGGCAUUCAUGAGGUUGAGAGGUCAGCGAGCAAACUAACUUUCCUCGAUACCUAGAUAACUAAAGUCUAAAUGUGGAGGAUCAGGUCAGAUAAUGAUGCAUUAACCUUUUGACCAUAGCAGCUGACAUUUAACCAGUUCUAAAUAUUUAUUAUUAUCAUUAUUAUUAACUAACAAUGCUCUGAAGAGAGAUGCAUCACUUUUAUUCCGUCCGUGGAUUUCACCACAAAUCGUCCUGUAGAAGAAAACUUAACUUUACAGCACUUGAGAAUAUUUCAUUUUCAACCUGUUAAUGUAUGCAUUUUAACACAAUACUUGUCAUGUUACUGUCAACAUGUUAACCCACUUUCAUUUUAUCAUUUUGUGUUAUCAUCAAUAGUAAUAUCUCUGUAGCACAUGCUAAUUUUUCCGAUGAUGUCAUAGGAGCAGCACAUGUUGUAUUUUUAACUGGUUUAAAGAGGCUGAUCUGCACCUGAGAGAUCACACAACAGCCAGGAGACUGAAUUUUUUAAAAUGAUUUAAAUACAAAUGAUCAGCUAAAGACCUGCAGUGUAAAUGAAGGUAACUAGCAAGAUUAAUGGAUGUGCUUUAUUUAAGAGUCAUUCGUCCAUUUAAAAGCCCAGAUUGUGUUCGUUUAUCUUUACAUUUAGUUUACUGGACAGGCGGGACAUAAAGGAUUGCUGCCAGCGAGUCAAAGACCCUCCAAGUUUAAAUUAAAAAAAAUAUUUCUACAAAGAUCUGGCACUAAACAACAACACAACAAGUUUACGCAGAGCGGCUUUGGCUUUUUUUUUUUUUCAAAAUAUAUUUUCAUUUCAGCCUCUCGAGAUGUUUCCAUCCAGGUUUUGUUCAUAUUUUAAAGCAUUCUUGAAAAAUUCGGCAGAAGAAAAUGUGAAUUAAUGCGCAUUUCCACCAGCGACGUGAACGCAAAUUAUGUUGAAAUGCAAAUGUAAGGAGAUUUGAUGAUUUCUUUACUCUGAGAUGAAGGAGAAGCUCAUGUCAGAGGUUAUUUUUUUUCCCAUCAGCCUUCAUCACAUUUUCUCUUUGCCAACAUGGAGCUUUUGCAAAACCAUUUCCAUUCAGGUUUAAUCUGAUGGCUGAAAUUCAGAAUUCACAUGAAAAUGGCUGCAUUUGACUCAUGCAGAAAUCAACCUGCUUACAAAAAUGUCUUUACUGCACUGAUUGACGUCAGAGUGAGAGGGACUGCUACUGCACUGCACUGAAAAAAAAAAUAUAAAAAACUGCACUUAUGCUCGAGGUAUUCAAGGCAUGUUCUCCUCCUGUGGUCGGCUCGCAGCCUGCGGGAGGCGUGGCCUGUGUUGGCGGUGGAGGUCCGCCCUCGCCUGUUGUCCAUGCAUGUCGAAAACCAAAUUAGAGACACCAAACUAUUGCAGCAAUGGGACUUUAAUUAUGGGCUGUAAAUUCAUCCGUCCCUAAUUAAAUGGAACUGGGUGAACUGAAGACAAUACCUUCAUGCUGUUGGUUUUGUUACUGAUUUAACUCGUUUUGUUCUCCACGCCUUGUUUUCUGAUGCCAAACUGCACCUAUAAUGUGUGUGUGUGUGUGUAUUUGUGUAUUUGUGUGUUUUUUAAAUAAAGU
Messenger RNA from Myripristis murdjan (pinecone soldierfish), 2367 nucleotides. Its product is annotated as probable serine/threonine-protein kinase DDB_G0286627. Bases 98 to 610 code for a protein of 170 amino acids. The record is from RefSeq and is a predicted model, not a curated record. The transcript is spliced from 3 exons. Lineage: Eukaryota; Metazoa; Chordata; Actinopteri; Holocentriformes; Holocentridae.